UAUUUUGAAUGUGUAAGCAAUGUUUUCUUGUGGUGUAAAAUGCUGAAUUUUACAUUUACAUAUACUGUUAAAAUAAUUGCCCAUGGAAAAAAGUCUAGUGGUAACAUAACACUAAAAUUGAGGGAAAAUGUCCUCAUAAUUAUUGAAAAUCGGCACAAUUGCAAAUAUGGGCCAUAGUAUUUUUUAAAUAAUGAUGUUAUAUGACCAGGUUUUAAGGGCACUUUUUCAAUUGUAUGUAAAUGAAACAUGAAUGACAACCCCCAUAUAACUAUUUGGAUUGUCCGGCCUGAGUCCUCGAUGACAUAUGACUUCCAUCAAUAGUGGUAGUCUGCGAUGUCACCAUGCGUGUGUGCGUGUGUGAAGAAUUGGGCAUGGGUGAGACAGAGAAGCCUCCAGCAUCGGACAAUGGGUUCCCACUGUGUGUUGCUAUGAAUGCCAUUAUUCAUAGACAUUAAUAAUCUCCUUUUCUCCCUCUAAGGAUUGACAUCCUGACUAUAAUGGCUUUAUGCUGUGUCAACCUCGGAGCCUUUGUACACAUUCACGCGUCAUAUGUACAUAGCGAGGUCACGUUUGUGUAAUUGGCCAAACCCUUGGCUGUACACGGUGCCACUGGGGUUGAGUGAAAGCGCUUUCUUGAAACUUCGGUGGCUGUAGCAGAGGACUAAGCCCACGGGACACGGCAUCGCUCUCCAGUUUGCAUCUUGUUUGUGUUUAGUUUAUAUGGAAAUGAAUGGAGCUACUGGUUUUCGAAAAAACUUGUUGAGGACGGUGUACUUCGCCAUGGCAACACAAGUCGUAUAAGAAUGCUGAGCUAAGUAUGGGAACAGCUGAAAGCACAAAGAGAAAACAAAAGUCAACAAAUCCAAGCACUGCACAGAAGGAAACAAAUUCCAGCACAAGCAUGGCAGACCAGAAAGUCAACUUGGACGACUUUAAAGUCCAGACAGCCAAACAUCCUAACAUGGGCUCGGCCCCUCUGCGCCCGCACACCGAACAGUCCAAAGACCGGCUCUCCAAAAGGCUUUCGACUGAGUCCAACGGGACCAGUGAAGGAGGCGCUGGCUCAUCCACACCAGUGGAGGUGACCGCUUUGGAAGAGUCGUUUCGCCGCUUCGCCAUCCACGGCGACACUCGCGCCACCGGCAAGGACAUGCACGGAAAGAACUGGUCCAAGCUCUGCAAGGACUGUGGCGUGAUUGACGGCAAGAACAUCACCCUCACUGACGUUGACAUCGUGUUCAGCAAAGUCAAGAAGAAAUCCUGUCGCACCAUCACAUACGACGAGUUCAAGGUUGCACUCGGAGAGCUGGCCAGGAAAAAAUACAAAGAAAAGCCCGGAGAGGAGGCUGAGACCGAGGUCUUCCAGCUGAUCGAGGGGAAAGCGCCGGUCAUCGCAGGAGUCACGCGAGCCGUGGCUUCCCCGACAGUGAGCCGCCUGACGGACCCGACCAAGUUCACCGGGUCACACAAGGAGCGCUUUGACAACACCGGGCGUGGGAAGGGUAAGGCGGGACGAGUGGACAUGGUUGACACUUCGGGAUACGUCUCGGGGUACAAACAUCGAGGGUCCUACGAAAAGAAAGUGAAUAAACCUACAGAUGGCAAACCCAUGUGAGGAAAUGGACAUUUGAUCAACUCCUAGGAUAAUUUUCUAUUAAAUAAAUAAUCAAAGAAAGCACAAAAGAAUAGAAUUUCAUAUAUAUUUCAACCCAUCUAUGUUGUGUCUGUGUGUGUGUGUGUGUGUGUGUGAGAGAGAGAUGCUUUAGAGUUCCUCUCUUUGAGAAGUGUGAGAACUGGAAAACUGUUUACAUCUAUUUUUACCAAGUCAUCACCAGCUGGUACAUUCCUGUCUGAAUGCAAGUUACUGCCAAACACUGAAGGGAACACCAGAGAAAACCGCUAUGCCAUGAAUACUGAAGCUUUGUUGUUACGAUAGGGCCUUAUAUUUAUUGAACACAAUGAACAACAUGCCAAGAAAAAGCAGUGGCACAACAGUUGGAGUAAUUAACAACAUUGCACUGUCCAAUGGAAUUCUUUUUCUAAUCCUGUGCGCAGUUGGGGAAAUGUAUUUUUCCUUAGUUGAGUUUAAGUAAGAAUUAGCACAUUUUUAAAAUAAAAUACUGUAUUAUUAAUGCUUAGUCUUUUGAAAGAUGUGUCCAUCUUCUGUGUUAAUUGUCUGUCUGCCAUCCCUACUAGUGAACUUAACUCUUAGGAAAGUAGGAAAUCUGCUGUUCAUUUUAUUUUUUAGACUCACUAAUCGACUGAAUAAUUCGCCUUCAGGUCAAACCAAGAACAUAUAUAUGAAAUGUUUUUUUGGCUUGUUUCAAAAUGUUUGAAAACCGUUUUUGCUUUUUUGACUAUGUAACACAAAAAAGACCCUACCAUGCAAACCUUUCAUACACUUCUACAAAACAAUAAGAGAAUCUAUUUUCUCUCGAACCCAUUUUUCCAACAUGUAUAUUUUAAAUUGGUGUAUUUAGCUGAAGGAAGCUCAAACUACAAUGUAAGACCGUAGGUUUUUAAGAUUGUAUUUUUAACAUUUUACUUAUAUUUCCUCAUCAGAUUUCUAUACAGUAGUUCUAAUAUAUUUGUGGUAAGAUUGUGUAUAUUCAGAAAAGGUUAUAGCCACAUGGCGUAAUUUAUAACACUGGCUUCCUAUGUUGUUUUUCUGUAUUGCCGUACUUUGUGCAUGUUUAUGUAUAUUUGCAUUUGAUUCAGAAGCAUAAAGAUGACAGGAGUGUGUCAUAUCUGAUCUGAACUACUAUGAGUAUAAACAAUGGCUUAAAUCAUUUAUAUUCAAAUACAAUGUGAUCAAUUUGUGGGAUAAUGAUAAAAUUUUGUUUGCUUGUAAUCAAUAUGUACCAACUUGUACAUACAAAGUCCUCCAAUGUUAUAUUUGUCAACGGGUAAAGAUUGAGAGUACAUUUUAUGUGUAAUACUGUCCUCUAAUGCAAAAAUUCAAUUGAAGUUAUUUCUAAUGUUGUAUGGUCACAUAAGAUAAAAGGGAAUAUUUUGCAAACAAUACACUUUUGUAAAAUAUUUUUCCAUCAUAGUGACCGUUUGUGUUACACACUACCUGUAGCCUGAGCUGAUGAAGAAUCGUGCAUCAUGGAAAUAUAGCAGCUAUUAGUGUGUUUGUUUUGUCUGCUGCAGUAGCUUGAUCUGUUUUCUGUGCUGAAUGCCAAAUACCAUGCACCUUUAAUGUGGAGGAACAAUACUGUCUUAUCUUUUAAUAACUUUUAAUGUAAUAUUGUGCCCUUGUGCAUGCAGUGUGUUUUUGUUCUUUAGACUUCUUAAUGCGUGUUCAUGAUUUGUAAUGCAUUACUUAAAAUAAAAAACGCACCCAAAACA
Molecule: messenger RNA, 3351 nt
Organism: Pungitius pungitius (ninespine stickleback)
Lineage: Eukaryota; Metazoa; Chordata; Actinopteri; Perciformes; Gasterosteidae
Product: tubulin polymerization-promoting protein
Exons: 5
Coding region: 818-1615 (265 amino acids)
Biological process (GO): microtubule polymerization; microtubule bundle formation; positive regulation of protein polymerization
Cellular component (GO): microtubule
Molecular function (GO): tubulin binding
Source: RefSeq, a predicted model, not a curated record